Molecule: messenger RNA, 2283 nt
Organism: Theileria equi strain WA
Lineage: Eukaryota; Apicomplexa; Aconoidasida; Piroplasmida; Theileriidae
Exons: 1
Coding region: 1-2283 (760 amino acids)
Molecular function (GO): protein binding
Source: RefSeq, a predicted model, not a curated record
AUGGACACAUUAUCUAGGUCUGAUCGUAGCGCAUUUUUGGUGGACUAUAAUGUCUACGUUGAGUGUUUAAACUUGGAAGAUGAUGAAGCAUCUAUUUCUCACAUUCAGACCCCGAGGAUAAAUGCCUCCGCGUACCGGAGUUCACACACCCAUGGGAGUAAAGAUCUCAUCAAUGACAAUUCAAUAGAUGAAGAUGAUUCCACAGAUAAUGGAUCUACAGAUGCUAUAGACUCUACUUCUACAGAUACGGGUACUCUGCAAACUGGAACUGACAUAAAUUCUGUAAAAGAUGAUACUCUGGAGGCGAGUUAUUUAUCUGAUAAACACAUGCAAGAACCAAAAUAUUCAUCAAACACCGUAAAUGCACGUAAAAGGACAAGGGCAAAACAUGGAAGUUAUACAGAAAAUAUAUACAGGCGAAAAUUUUUAUAUGCUUACGGAACACGCCUUAGAAAUAGAGAUCCCUAUGAAGACUCUGUAGAUUCUGCUGACUCCCAAAAAUCCCUAGAGAAUACGGAUCAGCCAUCUGGAAAAUUUGAGUAUGAUUACGAAAUUUGUAAAAACUUGUAUACCCCCAGGGUAUUCCCAUCAAUACAAACAGUUAUAGUAGGAGAGUCAAAAAAGGCCCUAACACUUUGUAGGAACGGUUCUGGUAUAUUCCACGAUUUACAAACUGGAAAAGUAGUUACUCAGAUCCCAAAAUAUUUAUAUGGGCAUUUACACUCGAAAUAUUCAUCUUAUGACAAUGGGAGUUCAAAUUCUUUUGCAAAAGGAUUGAAUAUAAAUGAAGCUGGAGUAAAAAAUGUAGAUAGUUCAAACAUUUAUGGGCUUCGAAGUUUGUGCACAAAAAUAUCUGCUUCUACAGUGAAUAGUUCACCACUGGUAUAUGUAGGAAACGCUUUAGGUGAUGUGCACGUAUUAGAUCUUCGUAUAGGUUGUAACUCAAAUUCAGGAUUACCUAUAUUGUCUUUAAACAAUUGCCAUACAGGCUCCAUCGUAGAAAUUUAUAAUUUUAAAAGAAAUCCCUUUAGCUUAUUCACGUGUGGAUUUGAGGAUGGAUAUAUUAGGUUUUUUGAUAUAAGAUAUCCACACAGACCACAUUCUUCACACAGUGUUUUUUCUUCUACUGACAAGGCAGAAAGAUGCUAUGUUGACCCAGAUGAUAAAAAGUAUUAUACCAGAGGUUCUAGAAAACCGCGUAAAAAGGGCUACUACUAUUUUGACGAUGAAUAUACCGAUAAAGAUCAACUAAACGCGUUAUAUAAGCGCUCAUUGGAUGUGUUAAACAGAGCAGAUUACACAUCUAAUCUCGCUAUGCCCUUCAGAAGCUUUAAGUCAUUUACAAGAAUCGGAACAAAGUAUGAAGAUUUGGAUCCUAUAGAACGGGAAAUACUCUCAAAUGUCAAAAUAGGCACCAUAUAUAGUACCUCUGUCUCCAGUGAUGAGUCCCUGGUAGCCAUUGGAAGUGGCCAAUCGGAACUAGUAUUCUGUACAUUGAACCAUGAUAUAAAAAUACAGAAAACUGCUCUUUUGAGUCCAAAGGAUGAAAUUCCACUUCAAAUCCACUUUACAGACAAUGAUUCUAAAGUCAUGAUUUCAACGUAUAAUUUGAGAAAGGCCAUAACGCUCUGCAAAACUACAAGCGGCAAAGAAAAUUUGCAAACAGAUUGCUGUCAAACAAUCCAAGCCAAUGGACAAAAGGGAACUAUAGAUGAUUAUUCUCCAUUUGGCUUACUUUCUUGGUGUAUAUUGAGUGGAAGGAAUGACUCCUGGAAGAGUCUUUCUCAAGAGGUAUUCUCACAAAACUUUACCUUUAUUGAAGAUGACAUGGGUGAAUGUCUACAAACUGAUGAUGGAUUUACUGAUUGUGGGAAAUCUCUAUAUGAUAGUCUCAAUGUGUACUGUGGAGAAAAGGCAGUUGAAAGAUUUAGAGACAGGCAAAGGUGUAUAUUCACUCCAAAGACACCACUAAAAUUUGGUUACAUGGAUGAUACUAACACCAUCGUAUCAAUCGGGGGAAACACAUAUACUGACGCAACACUCGACAUUUUAAAUCCGACCACUAUGGAAUUAGAGGCCUCCAUCUCAACUCCAGAGACCCGUGGAAUGUUUGUGGAGGAUCUCUGCUACCAAAGCUCGUCAGAUGGUCAAAUUAUCGUACUAAGCGGUUCAGUGGAUGGAGAGUACGCAAAUAAAACGGUUUCUGUUCUAAAGGGUAUAAAUUUGGACGAAUUAUCCAAAGCUCACAACCGUGGGCUAGUACACUAUAACCUACGCUGCUGA